UUAGAUUCAGGCUGAUCCUGUCGACGUGUCUGACUUUGGAGAUUUAAGUAUUAAAUGAAGGUCCGCUGUUGUGUCUAGUGGAUAAAUACGCUCUCUCUUGUCUCUUAUGACACACACUUAUGACAGUAAUGAACUGCACACGCCCAAACCAAGUAUGCAUCCGAGUUAUUCAGGCCAGGGCUUCACCCCUCACAACCCCCCGAUGUUUUAUACUGCCAUGUGAAAAAUUGCAAUCAUGUACAAAAAGAUAGUGGUUGCAAAAGAUGCACAAAUAAUGUUGCUAUCAGCGGCUGCAAUCUUUGUGAAUUCACCACUCAGUGUACAACUUAAAUUCAAUGAACUGAACAUGGAUAUGGUCAGUAAUACAAUGACGGCUGUCAGUACAGUAGGUAAUACGGUGCUCAAAAUGGUAAAUCUCUCUUACAGGGUGUCUUCUUUAAGGGACCUGGUGAGCAGGAAGUACCUCCACCUUAAAAAACACCCUCUGCUGAGUGGGGAGGGAAACAGUGCCAAGGAUGUGCUUUUUCUGUUCAAUGGGAUGGAGAAGAUGAAAGUGGACUUCAGAAUUGGAGCCACAGAGCUUUGCAGUGAUCCUAAUGAGGCUCUGUCUCCAGGGGUAGUAGUGGUCAACCUGCUGAGGAAAUACCUGCUGCCUGAGGAACACCACACUUCUCUGAUGUUGUAUGUAGUCCGUACACUUGGGAAACUGAGUUUGACGGUGUGACAUACAAGCGCACGUCCUUCUCAGAAAAGGAGCUGGAGCAGUGGAUAGGAGGGAAGACCAAGACGGAUGAGGAGCUACGACAGCUGACCAUGUUCAGGACCGAUGUGCUGGACUUUUUCUUGGCUCCUUGUGUAGAAAAUGGUAAACGUUUCUCACAGGAACCCAGCGAGAACAGUGAGAGGCGCUAUGUGUUUGCCGUCCCAGCCAUGCAGGAGUACCUGGCGGCUCUGUACGUGGUUCUAGGAGAGAACAAAUCUGCUCUUGAGAAGAUGACCAGGCAGGUGUCUGUGGCCAUCGGUCAGGCAAGUGAAGAUGUCAACGCCCUCGUCAAUAUCCUCUCUAAGUUCAUCCCCCUCCGGAUAUUUGCCGUGUUCAACCUCCUUAAGCUUUUUCCAAAACUCUAUGAGAAAAUUAGCAGUCGCAACAAAGGCAGCAUUGCCAGAACCAUGGCGGCUGAGAUGUUCCGCACCGAGGACAGCCACAACGAGGACGUCCUGGAUCAGGUGGAGCAGAGCCUCCUGGGAGUCCAUGGCCCGCAGCCAAAGCAGUGCAGUGAAGGCCAGCCAUUUGAGCUCUACCCCAUCUUCAUGGGUGGACUCCUGCAUUAUGGGAAUCGUGUCCUUCUCCAGCAGCUUGGCUGUAGCAUUCAGAGCACCACUGUGGCCCAGAUCACACAGGCCCUGAGGAAGUAUCUAGUCAGAGAGCUCAGCAAGCCGCAGCCACCAGAGGAGCUGAUGGAUCUACUGGUCCUCCUGUAUGAGUUUCAGAACCCCAGACGGACUGCAGAGGUUCUGGCCUCGAUCAGAACCAUCCGCCUCAAAGACAUUCGUAUGACGCCACUCAAAUGCUUUGUACUGAGUUCUGUGCUCUCGUGCACUUCUGCAAGUCAUUACCUUGAAGAGCUGGACCUGUCCUCCUGUCUCCUGACUCACAACAUGCUUCAGAUACUGUUGCCUGCCUUCAGAAACACACAUAAACUCAAGUGAGACAAAACUGGAUUACAGUGAAUGUAAAAAUCUGGCUCUCUGAAAAGAAUUUUUGCAUUAUGCUGAAAAUGUACACAUUAUAGUACUAAGAAGUUACCAGGUUUAAUAUGAUAUUUUAUUUCUUACUUAAGCAUUCUACAUUGACCCAGAAACGAUUUGAAAAUAAUUUUGAGUUUGACUAUGUUUGAUGUGUGCACUUUUGGACUGUGGGGUUUUUGUUUGUGUGAAAGAAUAUUUUGGUCGACUCUAACAUAG
Molecule: messenger RNA, 1965 nt
Organism: Centropristis striata (black sea bass)
Lineage: Eukaryota; Metazoa; Chordata; Actinopteri; Perciformes; Serranidae
Product: NLR family member X1-like
Exons: 4
Coding region: 814-1710 (298 amino acids)
Biological process (GO): negative regulation of canonical NF-kappaB signal transduction
Cellular component (GO): mitochondrion
Source: RefSeq, a predicted model, not a curated record